AUGGCAACGGCUCGGAAGUUGAAAAAAGACAUAGAAAAUUGUUAUAAAAAAGUCGACGAAGGCGUGAGGGAGUUUAACGAAGUCUGGGAUAAACUCCAAUCCUCCUCCAACUCGAAUCAAAAGGAGAAGAAGGAGGAAGAGCUGAAAAAAUGCAUCAAAAAGCUCCAGAGGCUGCGCGACCAGAUCAAGGCCUGGCAAGCAAGCAAAGCGACGAACGAUGAGGCGCAACUGAUAGAAUAUCGCCAUAUAAUCGAAAGACAAAUGGAGAGAUUCAAAGUUGUCGAAAGGGAAACGAAGACAAAGCCCUACAGUCGCGAAGGCCUAGUCGGACCAGUGACAAAGGACCCUGCGCAAAAAGAGAAAGAUGAAUGCAACAAAUGGAUGCAGGAUAGUCUCGACGCGCUCAGCAGGCACAUUGAGCAAAACGAGGCUGAAAUCGAGUGUCUUGAGAACAAAAAACGACUCUCAAAGUCCGACCAAGAUCAACGCGCCGACCUUCAAUGCAAACUGGACCGACAUAUGCUCUACACGAAAAAUAUCGAAACUUUGAUGAGGUUGUUAUACAACGACAAAAUCGAUGCCGCCGAAAUAAACAAUAUCCGAGAAGACGUCGAAUACUAUGUGGAAAACUACGAAGACGAUGAAAACUUAUAUCUCGAUGAUGCGGUGAUCUUUGACGAUUUCGAGUUUGACGAGGAGUUCGUGCCAGAAAUGGCGAAAAAUGAUGAGUACACGACGAAUAACGUGCAUGAGAACUCUUCGACGAAAUCCGAUGAAAAGGAGGAGGAGUCGCCUAGUAGUCCAAUGUCCAAACGCGAUAGAAAACUUUCUGAAAACUCUGAAAAGUCGGACAGGACGAGGCAUAAAUCCUCGGGAGCGCCUGAUCGACCGCCGUCGGCGAGUGAAUCACUGAAAGAAGAAUCGUUAUCGCCGCGGAAGCCAUCAAAAAGCAGCGUCAAUUCAGCCGCCUUCCCUGGCACUCCUGCACAAACGCCGAAACAGCCCGCUCAUCCGAAUCAAGUUACGAACAUGGCAAAUCUUUUACGAAAAAGCAACGUCAGCGAACGACUGUCAGAAAGUCCAAGCAAUACCUCAGCAUGGCCUAGCAAUCAGUCGGCGACUUCGAACCAGAACUCAUUAGCGAGAGAUAUGAACCAAGCGCAGAGGGAGUUUGACAACCAACGCGCACAGGUAGAAGCUGCAUAUCGCCAUAUGCCACAACUAUCGGACUCGGAAAAGCCACGACAGUAUCUGCCCCGCUAUCCCGUCGAAACGCCCAAGUUCUACCCUAGCAGGUGCAUCGAUGACAUGCACACUCCUGAGUUCUUCCUCAAGCUCUCCGUCGAGACGCUAUUCUACAUUUUCUACUAUAUGGAAGGCACGCGCGCCCAGUACCUGGCCGCCGUCACGCUAAAGAAGCAAUCUUGGCGAUUCCAUACAAAGUAUAUGAUGUGGUUUCAGCGACAUGAAGAGCCAAAGCAGAUUAAUGAAGAAUUUGAACAGGGUACGUAUAUUUACUUCGACUACGAGCGCUGGGCACAGAGAAGGAAAGACGGCUUCACAUUCGAGUACCGUUAUUUGGAAGAUCGCGACUUGCCGAUCAACUGA
Messenger RNA from Oikopleura dioica, 1608 nucleotides. The record is from the annotation of a GenBank genome assembly. Lineage: Eukaryota; Metazoa; Chordata; Appendicularia; Copelata; Oikopleuridae.